AUAACACUCUGUACUCUCAAGUCUAAACUCAGCAACCGCCAAUUCCUAGACGCCAUUGAAAUGCUCUGAAUCUCUCUCUCUAGAGAUCUACAAAAUGCCGAGGCAAAACCAAAACAUGGAGAAUCUACUUCUCCUCGGAAAAAUCAGGAAACGCGGAUGCUCCUCUCCCACGUCCUCAACUUCCUCCGUUCUCAGGGAAGGUUACCGUUUCAAGAGAGCGAUUGUAGUCGGGAAAAGAGGAGGAUCCACCACUCCUGUCCCCACGUGGAGGCUCAUGGGCCGAUCUCCUUCUCCCGCUGGCUCUCCGGGACGCGCGCCGCCGUCGCAGUGCGGGAGCAGGACCGGGAGAGUAGCGGCUUCUGCUGCUGCAGCUCCUGUUUCGGCGAGGAAGUUGGCUGCGACUCUGUGGGAGAUGAACGAGAUGCCUUCGCCGAGAGGUGUGGAUGAGGCGGCGGUGGCGCCGAGGAAAGGGAGGAAGGAGAGGAUCGCUCCGCUUCCUCCGGCGGCGCCGAGGUCGGCUCGGUCUGGUUCGCUGCCGCCUCACCUCUCUGAUCCGUCGCAUAGUCCAGUCUCUGAGAGGAUGGAAAGAUCAGGGACUGGAAGUCGACAGAGAAGAGCAUCCUCUACUGUGCAGAAGCUUAGGCUUGGAGAUCAUAAUGUGGUGGCUAGGGAUCGUAUUAGCAAUGCUAGCUUCAUGGAUAUUGAGACAAGAUCACGGGCUGAGACACCGACUGGGUCAACUGUUGGAGUCAAAACACGGUUAAAGGAUUGCAGCAACGCUCUCACAACAUCAAAAGAGCUUCUCAAAAUCAUUAACAGAAUGUGGGGUCAAGAAGACCGCCCAUCUUCCAGCAUGUCCCUCGUCUCUGCUCUGCAUUCUGAGCUCGAAAGAGCUCGCUUACAGGUCAACGAGGUUAUCCGCGAACAUAAACCUGAAAACAAUGACAUUACCUACUUGAUGAAGCGUUUCGCUGAAGAGAAAGCAGCGUGGAAAAGCCACGAGCAAGAAGUCGUUGAAGCCGCAAUAGAAUCCGUUGCUGGUGAGCUCGAAGUGGAGAGGAAACUGAGGAGAAGGUUCGAGGGAUUGAACAAGAAACUAGGCAAAGAGCUAGCUGACACAAAAGCAGCUCUGAUGAAAGCAGUGAAGGAGAUAGAGAACGAGAAGCGAGCGAGAGUGAUGGUUGAGAAAGUUUGCGAUGAGCUAGCGAGAGACAUCAGCGAAGACAAAGCCGAAGUAGAAGAACUGAAGAGAGAAUCAUUCAAAGUCAAAGAAGAAGUCGAAAAGGAAAGAGAGAUGUUGCAGUUAGCUGAUGCAUUACGUGAGGAGAGAGUGCAGAUGAAACUCUCUGAAGCUAAGCACCAGCUCGAGGAGAAAAACGCAGCUGUUGAUAAGCUAAGGAACCAGCUUCAAACCUACCUCAAAGCUAAAAGAUGUAAAGAGAAGACCCUUGAACCUCCUCAGACCGAAGAGUACCUAAACUACCACAUCGGUUUUGGUUCAUAUAACAUCGAAGAUGGAGAAGUUGAGGAUGAAAACGAAGAAGAUUCUAACGAAAGUGAUCUUCACUCCAUAGAACUGAACAUGGAGAACAAGAGCUAUAAAUGGCCUUAUGGAGAAGAGAACAACAGAGUAGGGAGAAAGUCAACGCCAAGGAAAAGCCUUUCUUUACAGAGAAGCAUAUCAGAUUGUGUUGAUUGGGUUGUACAGAGCGAGAAGCUUCAGAAGAGUGGAGAUGGAGGUUUAGAUUGGGGAAGAUCUAUUGAAGUUGAGCCUAAAGGAGGGUACUUAGAUGAAACACAAGCUUAUAAACCAAGCAAGGCUUCUUCAAAAGAUCAUCUCGUCUCUGGUCCAAGACUAAGUAACUUCCGUGGUGGAUCGGUUUCGAAGUCGCGGUUAUCUGAUGCAGCCAAAGGGGAAAACCAGAAUGCUAGAAAAUCGAGAUGGUAAUGAGGUGAAGCUAGUAAAGUUAUUCACAUUUUGGUGGGCAGAGAUCAAAUAGAAUCUAAAGACUUUUGCAUGUUUUAAUGAUCUACAUUUUCUCUGUUCCCGCUCGUUUUGUCAAGAGUGAUUUCUUCGUAUGUAAGUUGACAACAACAACAAAAAAAACUUUAAUUUUUGGACUGUAAAAUGAUCCAAACAUGUAAGAGCUUGUAAGAAUCUGUCUAAAAUCAUCACUUUCAUUCCACCGCUGUCUUCUCUUAUAAUAAACACAGUUAAUUUGGGC
Molecule: messenger RNA, 2225 nt
Organism: Eruca vesicaria subsp. sativa (arugula)
Lineage: Eukaryota; Viridiplantae; Streptophyta; Magnoliopsida; Brassicales; Brassicaceae
Source: the annotation of a GenBank genome assembly